Molecule: messenger RNA, 7414 nt
Organism: Hemicordylus capensis (graceful crag lizard)
Lineage: Eukaryota; Metazoa; Chordata; Lepidosauria; Squamata; Cordylidae
Gene: MTMR3
Product: myotubularin related protein 3
Exons: 22
Coding region: 959-4642 (1227 amino acids)
Biological process (GO): regulation of autophagy; dephosphorylation
Molecular function (GO): phosphatidylinositol-3,5-bisphosphate 3-phosphatase activity; phosphatidylinositol-3-phosphate phosphatase activity; metal ion binding
Source: RefSeq, a predicted model, not a curated record
CCCAGCCUCCCGCCCCCGUGGGGACUCCGCCGCAACGCCUGCCUCCUGCUGCUGGGCAUGAUGGGAGUUGUAGUCCAGCCGCCGCCCCCCUCCUCAUCCCCUGCUUUUGUGAGCCGCCCGCCCGCCCUCCCACGAGGCGGCGGCGGCGGCGGCUCACAGUGCACAGCUUCUGGGGGCUGCUCCUCCUCCCCCCCCCAGGCACGGGAGGGAGGCGCCCCCCGCUCAGGUCCUCGGCCGGCGACGGCCCCGAGACACGCGUGUCGCUCGCGUGUCAGGCGGGGCUCCUUCAAGCAGCCCCCCCCCUCCGCCCUAGAGAAGCCUCGCAGUGGGGGGGAGGAGGGGGAAGAACGGGGGCGCCCCACCAGGGGGUCGCAGAGGCAGCUGAGGAGAGACCCCCCCCCCACACACACUCUCUCCCUCAGGAGCAAGGGGGGGUAGUCUGCGCCGCGGGCUGAGGUCGCCCCCCCCCGCUCAGCCCCCCUCCCCUCCUGGGGGCUGGAGGAGGCGCGGCCGUGGCGGCGGCGGCUCCCCCCUCAGGCCCCUCCUCCUCCUCCUCCCUCCUCCUCCUCCAGUGGGGCCUCGGCCGCCAUGUUGUGGUGCUGCUGCUGCUGCGGGUGAGGCGGAGGCUGCGGAGCCCCAGUGGCGGCCGCCGGACGGAGGAGGACGGAGACGGCGACGACGACGGGGUGGGGGGACGCCGAGCCGCCGCCCCCCGCCCGAGCUGCGCCCCGCGGUGGGGUGGGGAGGAGCAGCAGGAGGAGGAAGGGGGCGCCCCACCACCACCACCACCACCACCAUGGCUGCUGCUGCUGGAUUUCAGUGUGAAAUAGAGGAACAUCUGAACCACAUCUGAAAACCUUUUGGAAAGUUCUGUUACUAGCUGACCUGUAUAUUAUAUAUCGCGCUACAGAGUAUUGAAAACAGAGGAGAGAACCUUGCAUCUUAAUCUGGCUCUGUCAUGGAUGAAGAGACUCAGCACAGCAUUGAAUGCAUCCAAGCUAAUCAGAUCUUCCCCAGGAAGCAACUGAUCCGUGAGGAUGAGAAUCUCCAGGUCCCGUUUCUUGAACUUCACGGAGAGAGCACAGAAUACGUGGGACGAGCCGAGGAUGCUGUCAUCGCUCUUUCCAACUACAGACUUCACAUCAAAUUCAAGGAAUCCCUGGUCAAUAGUGUCUGUACACUUGCUGCUUGUGAGAUCUCAGUUCCAUUACAGCUUAUAGAAAGUGUUGAAUGCCGGGAUAUAUUUCAGCUUCACUUGACUUGUAAGGACUGCAAAGUUAUCAGGUGUCAGUUCUCUACCUUUGAGCAGUGUCAAGAGUGGUUGAAGCGGUUGAACAACGCCAUUCGGCCUCCUUCCAAGAUAGAGGAUCUCUUUUCAUUUGCUUAUCAUGCCUGGUGUAUGGAGGUGUACGCAAGUGAAAAAGAGCAGCAUGGUGACUUAUGUCGGCCAGGGGAGCACGUAACAUCGAGGUUCAAAAAUGAGGUGGAACGGAUGGGUUUUGAUAUGAACAAUGCCUGGAGGAUCUCCAACAUCAAUGAGAAAUACAAGCUCUGCAGUAGCUACCCUCAAGAGCUCAUCGUCCCCGUUUGGAUCACAGACAAAGAGCUGGAGAGCGUCGCAAGCUUCCGAUCUUGGAAACGCAUCCCUGCUGUCGUUUACAGACACCAGAUCAAUGGGGCAGUGAUUUCCCGUUGUGGGCAGCCCGAGGUCAGCUGGUGGGGCUGGAGAAACGCCGACGAUGAGCACCUUGUCCAGUCCGUGGCCAAAGCAUGUGCCUCCGAUUCCAAGUCCAACAGCAGCAAACUGAUGAAUGGCAGCUGUUCGCGGGAAUUCUCCAGUGGGGGAGACCUCUCAGAUGCGGAGUUCGACUCCUCCAUCUCCAAUGCCUCAGGAGCAGAAAGUUUAGCCAUUCAGCCUCAGAAACUCCUGAUCCUCGAUGCGCGCUCGUAUGCGGCUGCCGUGGCCAACAGGGCCAAGGGGGGAGGUUGCGAAUGCCCAGAGUAUUAUCCAAACUGUGAAGUAGUGUUCAUGGGAAUGGCCAACAUCCAUUCCAUCCGGAAGAGCUUCCAGUCGCUGCGGCUGCUUUGCACCCAGAUGCCGGACCCGGGAAACUGGCUGUCGGCUCUGGAGAGCACCAAGUGGCUGCAGCACCUCUCCGUGCUCCUGAAGUCCGCCCUGCUGGUGGUCCAUGCGGUGGACAGAGACCAGCGGCCCGUCUUGGUCCACUGCUCCGACGGCUGGGACCGAACCCCACAGAUUGUGGCGCUGGCCAAGCUGCUGCUGGAUCCGUAUUACAGAACCGUCGAGGGUUUCCAGGUGCUAGUGGAGACAGAGUGGCUGGAUUUUGGCCACAAGUUUGCUGACCGCUGUGGCCAUGGUGAGAAUUCGGAGGACCUGAACGAACGCUGCCCGGUGUUCUUGCAGUGGCUGGACUGUGUGCAUCAACUCCAGCGGCAAUUCCCCUGCUCUUUUGAGUUUAACGAAGCAUUCCUUGUCAAGCUGGUGCAGCACACCUACUCCUGCCUCUUUGGUACAUUCCUGUGCAACAACGCGAAGGAGAGAGGCGAAAAGCACACUCAAGAAAGGACCUGCUCCGUCUGGUCUCUGCUGCGGGCAGGAAACAAGGCCUUCAAGAACCUGCUCUACUCUUCCCAGUCCGAAUCUGUGCUGUAUCCCGUGUGCCACGUGAGAAACCUGAUGCUCUGGAGCGCCGUGUACCUGCCAUGCUCUUCGCCUUCUACCCCUGCGGAUGACACCUGUGCUCCGUACCCGGUCCCAAGUUCCAACCCUGAAGAUCCGCCUCUGGGCAGGCUACCAAAGACGCGGUCGUUUGACAAUCUGACAACUGUCUGUGAUAGCAGCCUCCCGACCAACAACCGGCGCAGCAGCGACCCCAGCCUCAAUGAGAAGUGGCAGGAACAUCGCCGGUCCCUGGAGCUCAGUGGCCUCGGAAACCCCGGGGACGACCCCUUCGAUGGAGAGGGCCUGGGCAAGCCAGGCAGGCCUCUGGUGGGAGCAGAGCUUUCGGUGGCUGUGGCAGAGGGGCAGAUGGAGAACAUCCUGCAAGAGGCUUCCAAGGAGGACGUGGGCCUGGAGGAGGGUGUGAGGAGUGCCCUGGGAGCAGCAGUGGGUCCAGAGGUGGAGGAGGAGGCCGCUGCCCUGGAGAAAGAGAGCAGCGCUGGAAACCUGGGCAGCUGUGCCGAUCGCGGGCACGAAAAGACCGAGCUGGACACAGAUACUUUGUUGGACAAUCCAGGCACCAUCCAGCAGGUGGGUUCACCGGGUGCUUCGGAGCCUCAAGGACAACAGGAGGAGGAGGAGGAGGAGGAGGACACACCUCUCCACGCUGCCCAGAAGCCAUCUCCAGGGAGAGGACUGCCAGCCGGCGUUCUGGACAAUACUGCAGAUAACGACAUCCAAAGAGCAGAGGAUGGCAGACUCCCGGUAGAAGUCGAAGGCUCCCCCCACGGAGCCCCCGAGCCCAGCCCACGGCUGCCUCUCCUGCUCAAGGCAGGGACGCCCAAUAUGGAGAGCUCCACUGAGACCUUGACGGAGAACGGAUCCAAACCGGAGCUGAGCCAGAAGGUCCCUGCGUGCCCGUGGCUCCAUCCCACGGAUAACAGUGUGGACGGACUUCUUUCCCAAGCCCUGGACAGCCGGUCCGAGAGGGAGGAUGCGCUGGAGCUACACAGACUGGCAGCAAGCCUAAACAGGACUCCUAAGAGCCACCGCGCACGCAGCCCGAUGCCUUCACCCUGUGCCUUGCCCUUAGUGGGAUGUAAAGAGGAGCUGGUGUGCAAUGGGGAGCUGGCGCCCGAGAACAAGGUGGUGGCCGAGAAGCCCGCCGGCUUCGGCGUCCCCCAGAAAUACCCCGCCCCCAAUGGACACUGUGUCAACGGGGAGGACGGGAGGGUCAAGGCUCCCCUGAGCCGGCAACUCUCCGCAGCCAGCUGUAGCUCUGCCCCCUUGCACCCGAGGAACCUGCCCCACAAGUGGGGCCAGGCGGGGCCAGGCCGGCAGCCGGCGACAAAUAGCCCCGACCAGCCGGCCCGCAGCCACCUGGACGAUGACGGGAUGCCCGUCUAUGCUGACGUCAUUCAGCAGCGCCUCCGCCAGAUCGAAAGUGGGCAUCAGCAGGAGGUGGAGACCUUGAAGAAGCAGGUGCAGGAGCUGAAGAGCCGCCUGGAGAGCCAGUACCUGAACAGCUCGCUCCGGUUCAAUGGCGAUUAUGGGGACGAAGUGACUUCAAUACCUGACUCGGAAAGCAAUCUGGAUCAGAACUGCUUGUCUCGCUGCAGUACAGAGAUUUUCUCUGAAACCAGCUGGGAGCAGGUGGAUAAACAGGACACAGAGGUGACGCGGUGGCUUCCUGACCACCUGGCUGCACAUUGUUAUGGCUGUGACAGUGCGUUUUGGCUGGCCAGCCGGAAGCACCACUGCAGGGACCCUGAACGUGUUGAUCAGACUUGGAAUUGUGGGAAUGUCUUUUGCUCCAGCUGCUGUAACCAGAAGGUGCCGCUCCCCAGCCAGCAGCUCUUUGAGCCCAGCCGCGUCUGCAAGUCCUGCUACAGCAGCCUGCACCCCAGCAGCUCCAGCCUUGACCUCGAACUUGAGAAACCCAUUGCUGCCACCUCCAACUGAAGCCCCGGCCUGGAAGGAAGGAAGGAAGCCGGGGAGAGACCCUGCUGCCUCGACCCCCUGAGCAGACACGCACAUUCUUUCUCAGUGGACUGGACAAGCUGUGCACUUCGGAGCCGGGAGCUCAGAUUCCUGCUCCAAGGGUGUCAGGAAGCCUUGGCGGAGUGCAGAAGCCCUUCCUUUCCAGCUCUUACUCCCCGUUUUCCUUUUCAUCCCUUUUGUGUAUAUUUUGUGUUGAUUUUGCUGGAAGACUGUGAAAAGGGGACUGGGCUGGAAUCUCUUUUUCUGGCAGGCAUUUUAGCUGCCCUGCUGUUGAACUGUGCUGCAGACGGGUGGCUCCACCUGAUGGAGAGGAGAGCAGGGUAAUCGGAGGUCCAGGGACAUUGUGAAUACCUGUAGCAUCCGUGCUAGUGCUUUCAGUCACUCCUGUUGCUUCCCAACAGCAAGCCGCUGCUUGGGAAGUUGUUGCUGCUAGAAAUGGGAGCUGCCUUCUCAAGAGAAUUCUCUCUCCCUCUCUGUUCUUAGAGUGGGCUUAGUUAUCCUUGCUGCACGGAAGGGGGGAAUCAGUCACAGAUCCCCACACUGGGCAGUUCUUUGCCGACGUUGGCCAACUGAUGGCUUGGGAGUGGGAAUGCCUGGACCACUUUGGCUAAAGGAAGUGUCCACUUGCUUGAGGGAAGUGAGAGGGGAGGGGACUGGACAGGCUGCCUGCUCAAGUUUUGUUCUGAUUUUUUAAACACACACACACACAAAAACUGGCACCUCUAUAUGUAAGAUUCUGUGCAUACAACUUUUUUAAAAAGGCAUUGGUGUCUGAGCUCAUUGGUAGCUGUCCAAUGCCUGCUCUUGCCCCACUUUUAGAAGUAGUUUACACCAGAGAUUCUCACAUUUGGAUCCCCAGAUGUUGUUGGGCUACAACUUCCAUAAUCCCCAGCCACAAUGGCCAAAGGAGUCAUGGGAGCUGUAGUCCACCAACAUCUGGGGACCCACCUUUGAGAAUCCCUGGCUCACACAGAAGGCGGAGCUGGUUCUCGGCACUCCACAGUCUGUGUGCAAAACCAAAGCUCCUUUCGCAGGAGACCCACAAAGCGGUGGGGUGGCUUUGGCUUUGUGCUAAGUAGAAUUUCUUGCAAACAAGAAGAAUCAGCUGGUUAGUGGGGAUCAGCCAGCUGAUGCCCACCAACUGGGGUAAUUUGAACCAAAAAAAACCCAACAACCCAUACAGAAAACUCUUAGGUUAAAGCUAUGACCGGACCAAAACAAAAUUUCUAAAAAACGUUGCCUUCUAUUAAAAUGUCUUGUUCCCUACAAAAGUGUGACUGUCCCCUUAUAUUUUCUUACAAGUUUUUGUACUUGCCUUCCCCAUGCCUUUAAAGUAUAUAUUUUUCUCGAUAGUUUGGGGCGGGGAGAUUGGAGACAUAGUUGUGAAACCUGCCUUUCACAAUUCUGUCUAAGUUGAAAUGACUUCUGCCGAAUAUGCCACCAGGUAGUGAUGUACCUCCAUCUCCCCCCACCCACGCCCCCUCGGAGAAUUUGGCUAGUCUACGAGUUUCCUUGAUCAUGCUGCCGCUCUCUGGACUGCCUGCCUCCACACGAUGUCUCCACCAGGCCACCACGGCUGUCUGCAGUGCAGCUCUCCGUGUGGCUUUUGUGCAUUGCAUGGGGAGCUUUUGCCAGGAACUGGCAGGGAAUGUGCAAACUGGCAUGAAAGCUCUCCACACCCCAUGGAGAGCUGGGAGAGGCACCGUGCAGGAGGUGGUGGCUCCCCCUAGGGGCCGUUUCAAGGACCGACAGCGUAAUAAAAUGUGUGGCAGUCUUUGGAAAAGCAGCUGCUUUUCACCGAAUCCUGAAAAGCAGCAGCUAAACUCACUGAAUCCAUUGCCAAGCUAGAGAUUUGCCUUUUGUGGGGUACAGAGCUGAUGUCUUCUCAAAUGAAGUUUUAGACAGCUGUGGGUGUCUUGGAAUACCUGAUCAAUCCAUAGACGAAAGUCGUAUCAGCAUCUUUAAUUCUUCAUGUCUGGUUUUGCUCUCCCCAUGCUCUUUAUGAAAGAUGCACAUGUUGCUUAGUAGAACACAUCUGGAGGAAGCCACUGGGGUGGGAAUCAGGGUUCCAAGAGCCUUGGCUUGUUUAGACAGCCAGAAGUCUAGUUUCUUGGUGCUCCUCCUCUCUUUCAAGAGAGAAACAAAGCAAAAUCUCAUUCAAAUUGGGUGUUUUAAUAUAAAAUGUCCUGGGAAUAUGCAGGAAAGAUGCAUAGUACUUCUGUAGAGAUUGCCGUUCCAGGUAGAGUAGAGGAAGCUGGAACAGGAAUUGGAAGAGCAUACAGAGCUGAUCUGUAGUUUUCUGUUGCAGGCGAGUAGCUGAGCAGAGAGGCUGUUUCUGAAGGGAAAGAGUAUUUGUCAUGCUCACUGUGGCGGUGUGGUUUUGUGGUGCAAACCGAUGGGGAGAAGAAGGUCUAAUAUUCUUCAGUUCAUAAUGACAGGUGCCAAGAGGUUCUGAUACGGGUUUGGGGGGUCUGUGAUGUACAGUGUGAAUAAACGCUUGCAGCUCUUAGUCUUUUUGGAUCAAUGAAGCACUUUUUUAUUAAUCUGAUUUUUUUCUUUGUAAAGCAGGAAUCUAUCUCCACGUAGCUGUGUAUAUAUAACCCUUCUCUCCUAAAGAGGAGCAGUGUUGCUCCUUUGUAUUUUUCAUUUUUUUUGGUCAAAGCAAGACGUAAAUACUUUAGAAUUGUUAAAUAUAUAAAUAAAAGUGAAUAAAGUUUAGAGUUUUGCAUGGGA